CCUAGGCUAGGUAGGUAUCUAAUUUUGUUUUGAAAUUUUAUUGGAAAGAAUUGGGCUAAUCUUACUAUGAUUUAAUUAUAAUAAUUAUAAAUUUAUAGCCCGCAAUCAACGGGGUGUUCCAUGGAAGUGAUUGAUUAUCAUAUGACAAUUGGCAAUAAGAUACAAUAGGUACAGAUUUAAUGAAUAAAUUAUAUUCCAUGAGAUCAGCAAUAUGAACGAUUUACCAGAAACCAGCACUGAAAAUGGUGUAACAGACCUUGAGACAUUGGAUUUUCUUCGCGGAGUGAAGUCGUCGACCUGCUUACUUCUAACUCCAAGCCCAACAACCUUGGACUUUAAGCAUCCACUUUCAGAAGAAAUUAAUGAAGGUCCAUUUUUAACAUUAAAUGAUGACAACAAAAGUGUCAAUAUUGGAAAUUCAGAAGCCAGUGCUGGAGACUCAAGUUCUUCUGGUGAUUCCAACUCAGUGGUUCAAGAUCCAGUUAGUGCGCAACUAAUUAAUAAUAUAAGUAUGCUGGAUUACCAAACACUUAGUAAGAAUGGUGAUAUAAUUAUGGGACAGCCUGAAGGCAAAGUUCAUGGAAGUAUCAGCUUAAAUAACAGAAAACUACCAAGCUUUGUGAACUGGAAUUGGAGUCUUAUUAGAAAAUUUCUUCUUUGGUUUGUCCUAUCAGGGCUUGUUGCUUGCCUGGCUGCUAUAAUCACUAUGGUGGUAACUAUACCCAAAACAUGCAACCCAGACCUGCCAUGGUAUCAAGGUAAAGUAUUUUAUGAAAUAUUUCCUGCUAGCUUUAAAGAUUCAAACAAUGAUGGCAUAGGAGAUCUAAAAGGACUAAUAAAAAAAAUUGAUUACAUCAAAGAAUUGGGAGGAUCCACUAUUAGGCUGAAUUACAUAUUUGAGGCACAUGAUUAUCCUGAGCAUUACUACAAUACCACAUCUGUGGUACAAAUUGACAGAAGUAUUGGUAACUUGAAAGAUUUUCAAGAGCUUGUAUCAGCCAUUCAUGAGAGAGAGAUGACUAUCAUACUUGAUAUUCCAGUUUUAAGUGUUAUAGAUUAUGUAACAUUGCCUAUCUCAAAUCACUCACUCGUAGCAGUGAAUGACUCUGUUACAAAGAAUAUUGAUGUCACAUCUGCUGCUAUUGCUUAUUGGUGUUCACAAAAUGUUGAUGGAUUCUAUCUUAAAAAUUUGGAGGAUUUUGUUGAUGAUGUUAAUUUUGGAAAAUCCCUGCAACUUUGGAAAAUGUUGUUAGGAAAUGGAAAAAUAUUAAUGGCAAGUGAAGAGGCACUAAAAAUGGCUAAAGGAGAAAGUCUCACUGUUCUGCUCAAUAGAAUAGAUCUGAUAGAUGUACAUUUGGAUCUCAAUGAUGGCAUUAGUGGUCUAAAAAACCACAUUAAUGAAGUAAUUUCUGGAAUUCUCUGGGAUAAACCACACUAUCCUUGGGUGCAUUGGAAUAUAGGAAAUAUAAAUAGUGAAAGGGUAUCAACAAACAAUGUCAACAACACUUUAGCAUUGACUGCUUUGGAGCUUGUACUACCAGGGACAAUAGGUAUAUUUUAUGGAGAUGAAAUAGGAUUGGGCAGUCUUGCAAAACAUGAAAUAGAAGGUGAUUUCCACGAACAUGAGCAUAUCCAUAACCUUGUUCCGAUGAGCUUUACUAAUAAUGAAAACAAUAAUGGAGUUUUACCGUGGACUGAUAAAUCUGUGUUAGAACCAAGAUACCACUAUUUGUCUAUCAUUAAACAAUUUAUUCAGUUGCGGCUGGAUACUCCAACUAUAUAUUUGAGGGCAAUUUAUAAAGAGGGGAAUCUUUUGAAGAAUAUGGAAAUUCGCGAAUCAGAUGAUAACCUUGUGGUGAUUGAACGUUGGUAUCCACGGCGAAACACGUGUGUGUUUGUGGGGAAUCUCGGUAAUAAGGCAAUUACAACAGAUUUAUCAACAAUGUUUUAUGGAGGCAUGGUCGUAGGUGGCACAAACACUUCCCUUGUAGGUGAGGUUUUGUACUUAGAUAAGGUCACCUUCCCUCCAAAUUCAGCCAUCAUAUUAAAAUUAGAUAAGUGACUUAUAAUGCUGUACGAAGCAAAGUUGUUUGUUAAUUUAGUUGAUAUUAUGUUUAAUUUUUAAUACCAAAUUUUAGUUAAUUGUUUGUAUGAUUAUACACAAAAAUUUUAUACUAAAAACAAAAUGCCAAAGGUGUGACCUUGCAAUGGUCAUGUUUAUUGUUCCUUGAUUAGUAGAUAUAGUUUUAUAGAGAUUUGGGUAAAAGAGUAUUUAGCAUAUUCAUGACUAUGUACAAUUGUUACAGCUCAUUAUAAUAGAGCUAAGAUUUUAUAAUCAAAAUUUUUUUGCUCUUAAUUUGUUAUUAACUUAAGUAUGUAAGUAGUACAUAUAUGUAUUAUAAAUCAUUCAAGUUAACUUAAGAUUUAUUAUAUAAUGAAUAUAACAUUGAUUUAUAAAAGCUGGCAUUGCACCGAUUAUGAUUUUCCUUUUUUUUGAAAUUUUUUCAUUUUCUGAGAUUAAUAAAAUUAUUAUUGUUUCUAGUCAUAAAUAUUACAGUUAUAGGUAUUCGAGGUAGGUAGGUAUUCAUGAUUUUAUAUUAGAUCAAAUUCCUAUGUACUUACUUUCUAAUGCUCUGAACAAAACUUUCGCAGUUUGAUCGAUAUAUUUAAUAUUAUUAUGUCUUUAAUGUAUGUAUUAUACAAAAAUGUUUAUUUAAACAUGUGUAGUUGCCACAAGAUAUAACUUUCCUUUUAAUCUUUGAUGCAAUGUUUCUGUUUCUAAUAUGUGCGUAUUAAAACUCAUUGAAUCU
Molecule: messenger RNA, 2810 nt
Organism: Colias croceus (clouded yellow)
Lineage: Eukaryota; Metazoa; Arthropoda; Insecta; Lepidoptera; Pieridae
Product: 4F2 cell-surface antigen heavy chain-like
Exons: 4
Coding region: 212-2062 (616 amino acids)
Biological process (GO): carbohydrate metabolic process
Source: RefSeq, a predicted model, not a curated record